UGAUUGGUUAUCCCCCAAAAACGCAAGGCAUUAUGCGGAUGUGAAAGUCGAGAAUAGAACGAUAACAGAAAGGUUAUAAUUUCAUUUCUGUUAAUAAGAUUCUUCCGAAGAAAGUUUCUUUACAAAGGCAGAGAAUCGUCUAGAAUUUUAUCGAUUUUUUCAAUCUAAUAAUUCGAUCGCUUCUGAUUAGAGCAAUAAAAUAUACAAAUUGCCGUUUCAACUGUAAAAGCAAUUGUAUACAAGAAAACAGACACAUCUAUUUUACCGCUGGGAUAAUAAUUUCCUCACAAUAAGAUGAGUUACAAGCGGAACAUCAAAGAAAUUGCAAGUCACCUUAAUCUUCAAAUUGAUCGUUUUAGGUCCUGGAAGGAGUGUUUAAAAAUUGUAAACAUUUGCUUUAUUUAUCUAUGGAAUGCGCACGCCAACGCGUUCGACAUUUGUAUUCGAAGCCAAAGUAAUGCAUUGGUGUAGCGUGUGUUUUAUUGGUCGUGCGGAACUAAAAGCUUUAGGUGAAGAAAAUGAAACUGAUUGUUUGGUUUUGAUACUAAGCUGAAAUGACCACAAGCACGAUGCAACGAUGAGAAACGCAAUUUAAGUACUUUGCCAGAACGCACCUAAAAGUGAAGUUCUCCAUCGUUCUGUGACAUAUUGGCUGACUAUAUAUUUGCUAAAGACCUUACUAGGCUCAUUUGCUCUCAAACGCCUGGACUAGUGUCAGUCAGUCUAAGAACACUAAGGAACAACUUCAAAUUCUUCAUCUCAGCUUAGGUUUAUUAGUAUAUUCUCCACUCGUUUGGCCUCACAUUAGCUGUAAAUUGGACGGUACCGUUUGUUGUCAAGAUGCUGUAGUGCAAAUUGACUGAAGACAGUCCUGACAUUAAAUAGUUCGAGAAAAUUCUCAAUCUGCCAGUUGGCUAGUACUUUGACAAGACCUAAGCAUAUAUAGCUGUUCAAGCUGUUCGUUGAGAACAAUACAAAGGUAGUACAUUCAGUUCCAGACUGACAAGACAGCCCUGUCGCCUAAAGACUUCAACGGAAAAUUCCCAUCCUGCUAGUCGCCGGCUAGUACUGACAAGACCUAAGCAUAGUAAAGACAAGCUGUUGUUGAGAGAAACACAAGCUUAUUACAUUCAGUUCCAGACUGACCGGCCAUCUGUGGCGCCAUUUUUCUCGCGGAAAUUCUAAGACGAGUUGCAAGUAAAUGUGGCGGCCUUUCAGGCGAGAAAAGAGGACUUCAAGAGUGGCAAUCCAAUAAAAGUGGGAGAAAUUUACACAAAACAAGAGGUAAUCAAGCAAUACAGGAAAACUUGUAUAUAGGAACCACGUUAUUCCUAUUGAGUGAAAUAUCUAUUAAGAAAUCUAAUAUAAAUACGGUUUAAUUUUGAAGGACUUCAAGUCGAAGAAAACGAGAAAACCGAAAUAAAAAACGUGAAACUAAAAGCAAACAAAAAAAAGAAGAUAAUAUUUACAAAACACCAUCUCAGUACUGUUCUACAUAUAUCUCUUUGAAUAUGUAGAUGAGCUUAGCAUGGUCGUUCGUCCGUUAAUUACUCAGGAAUAUAUAUCGUGAAUUAAAACCGUGCUUAAAAGCCGACUUAAGUGAAGUUGAAGAUCAAAGGAUGAAGAUGAAUGUUAUUGUAAACAAUACCAAUGGUACCUCGAAUUCAAGUUCAACGACCGAGCCAACAGAGAACGUAACCGAGAGAACUGUUCGUUUAACCUUUUAUGUAGCAACCUUUGUACUGGGAAUGAUUGGAAAUAUUCUCGUUAUGGUGAUAUUAGGCAAGAAAAGCAAGCGCUCCAUCCAUGAAAUGUUUAUUUUCAAUUUAGCAGUUUCGGACCUGACAUUUAUUGCGUUUUGUUUGCCCGUCAACGGCUAUGAACUGUUUGAAAUAAUACCUAAAAUAGAAUUCUACUGUCGUUUUAUUUUUCUCAUGCAGACUAUCACCUACUUUAUAAGUAUAUAUACAAUAACAUCAAUGGCUAUUCAUCGAUGCUACGUAAUCGUGAACCCUUAUAAGCCUAAAAUGUCCACAAAGUCUGCAUCUGUUUGGAUCGCAUUCAUUUGGUUGAUUUCCUUAAUCAUCGUUAUUCCAAUUGCCGUCGUUAACCAGUCGGUGAACGAUGAAUGUCAAGAGAAUUGGUUGGACCCGUAUCACGCUAAGGUCUACACGGCAGCAUUGUUCGUUCUUCAGUUCCUCCUUCCAUUGUGUAUCAUUGCAAUUGCCUAUAUUUGGAUAGGGAUUUACCUAGUCAUGAACAAGGGCCCUCAGACGUCGAUAGGAGGCAGAAGAAGAACCGCAAGCCACCAGAAAAAGCGAAGAGAAAACAAACAGAUUAUUACGACAUUAGCUGCGAUAGUGAUUCUUUUCACCAUCUGCUUGCUACCUGGUCAAAUAGCCUGGAUGGUACGAGAUUUUGGCUCGCCAAAACAACAAAACGACAUUGAAGUGGUUUUUAAAUUUUCAGACAUUCUUGACUUCAUCCACGCAUGCGUAAAUCCUAUCAUCUAUGGACUGCUGACCGAUAAAUUUCGGAAGGACUACAAAGAUGUUCUUGCAAAGAUAUUCACGUGCGGGAAAACUACUGUGGUGCCUGGUACGAAUGAUACUACUUUUCAGAUGGAAGCGAGUAAUAAUAGUGGCCAACAAGCUGCCAACCCUGAGUUACCUAGUGAUGUGUAUUCUGUCGAUAUUAAAGGAUCCCUUGAACAUACUAAUGGACAACAAACGUGUUCUGACGAUAUUAAAGGAUCCCUUGAACAAACUAAUGGACAACAAACAUGCACAAAUAAUCAUGAAGAUUUCAGAUUGUAAGAAUACAUUAGUAUUUUGAUAUAUCCAAUUUGCCUAACUAUGACAGGAAUGAUUGAAGAUGCCAUGUACCUUAAAGAAGUAACCUGGAAAAAAUCGCCAAAAAUACUGAUGGAGACAGUGGUACUUCAUACGGUACACUCUUGUUACUAUGAUUCAGAGUGGGAAGCAAUCUAUGUACGUACAGCUGAACCAAGCCAUUGCGCAUGCACCACUAAUGUACAGUCCUUUUGCAGCUAGAAACAAAAGCAAUUUCCAUCUUUAUCAAGUUAUGUGUAAUUGCUGUCGCCACAGUUAUCGGACAAAUUAAAGUCCGCACCCUUGACAAAGUGGAUCAAACGGCUGGAGAUCAAGUUAUUCACUCGUGCUCAUUCAGCAAGAUAAUUCGUUAAUGCCAAAAGCAAAAAGCUUACCAUUAUUAGCGAUGGACUAUGUUUUUGCCUUAAUUAACUAGCGCUAAAUGUAUAGAGGGUAAAGAAUUGUUUCAUGGAAUGAGAUUUAUAAAUGCAGCCAUGGUUAGAAUGAUUAUACAGUAUGCCGUGGGUAAAGUUUCUAACGUGAUUUUGA
Molecule: messenger RNA, 3380 nt
Organism: Actinia tenebrosa (Australian red waratah sea anemone)
Lineage: Eukaryota; Metazoa; Cnidaria; Anthozoa; Actiniaria; Actiniidae
Product: neuropeptide FF receptor 2-like
Biological process (GO): G protein-coupled receptor signaling pathway
Cellular component (GO): plasma membrane
Molecular function (GO): neuropeptide Y receptor activity
Source: RefSeq, a predicted model, not a curated record